This is a messenger RNA of Recurvomyces mirabilis, 771 nucleotides long. RefSeq names its product Proteolipid protein 2 (gene PLP2). Bases 1 to 771 code for a protein of 256 amino acids. The transcript has 3 exons. Gene Ontology annotation, biological process: protein folding. The record is from RefSeq and is a predicted model, not a curated record. Lineage: Eukaryota; Fungi; Ascomycota; Dothideomycetes; Mycosphaerellales; Teratosphaeriaceae. Gene Ontology annotation, cellular component: cytoplasm.
AUGAACAUGCCAGACAUGCCCAUCAAUGUCCAGGUGGACCCGAAUGAAGACACAGAAUGGAACGACAUCCUUCGAAAGCAUGGCGUUAUUCCAGAGAAGCCUCCAUCGCCCACGCCCAUGAUCGAAGAAGCACUGGAACAAGCUCGACACCUAGCCCAAGAGAACAGACUAGAAGGUAAAGACCUCGACGAAUUAGACGAGCUCGAGGAUGAGGAAGACGAGGCCUUUCUCGACAGCUAUCGACAGAAGAGGCUAGGCGAACUGCAAACAAUCCAGACGAGCAGUGUCUACAACCAGGUCUACCAGAUUCAGAAACCUGAGUACAGUAAAGAAGUCACAGAAGAGAGUACCAAGACAACCGUCCUUGUCCUUCUCACCUCAAGCGCAGGCACGAACCAAGCAAGCGCAUUGAUGAUACCUAUAUGGAGAGAGCUGGCGAAGAAAUGGGGCGACAUCAAAUUCUGCCAGAUGCAAGGAGAUUUAUGUAUUGAGGGUUAUCCGGACAGGAAUACACCUACGAUCUUGAUCUACAAGGAGGGUGAGAUUCGCCGGCAGAUUGUCACGUUGCAGGAGCUGAAGGGAAUGGAUACGAGUUUGCAGGAUUUAGAGGAGUUGCUUGUCGGUGUUGGGGCUGUAAAGUUAGGCGAUGUAAGGUUGAGGAAGAAGGAUGAGGAGGAGGGUGAGGAGAGGAGGAAGGCGAUGUGGCAGGGUGAGAGGAACGGUGGUGCAAAAAAGGGCACGGAUGACGGAGAGGAUAGUGAUUGGGAGUGA